UAGCCUAUCUCCGUACUAGGCAUAGCAAUUGUAAACUUAAUCAGGUUAAAGGUCGUAUCAGCUCGCGAACGUUGUAUUAGCCAGCUGUCAACGGUGUUCAUUUUCCCGUUGUUUUAAAUUAAAAUUAAGGAAUUAGAUAUCAAUUAACACAUGUAAUGGAAUAACACUUUUGUAGAAUGGAUUAUUCUGUUCGAACAAGGAAAAAGAUGAAGGAAAAAGCACAUAUGGUGAAAAGAGCUUCAGUUGGAGCAGAGUUACAUCACCUUGAUGAGGACAAAAGUAUAACUACAGAUCCAGGGGAAAACAGCAAAAGACGAACACUUAAAUUGAUCAAGAAACAGAACUCUUGGGGAUUUACAUUGCAGACAUAUGGAAUUAAACACAAGAAGACAAACGAGAUAGAAAUAAUGACAUAUGUGGAUUACGUAGAGUUUGACGGGGCAGCCUGGCUAGCUGGAAUGAGAAGAGGGGACGAAAUCCUGUCAGUGAACGGAGAGAAAGUUGUUGAGAUAGCUCAUCAACAAUUGGUGAAUAAAAUCCGACAGGCUGGCGAAACAUUGAGACUAGUGGUGCUCUUUGAAGAUUGUUGUAGAAAGGUAGAUCUUCAUGAAAGGUUUCUCAAACUGAAGGCUGUGUUAAAGUCAAAGUACCAGGAGCUGAAGGAGAUAGAACAGAAAGAGAUGCAGAUAUUGGAAAAUUAUUGCCAGUCGAAAGGGCUGAACAGGUUCGAGCAGAUCCGACACAGCAUUAUGAGUAAUGGGUCGUCAAACAGUGACAGCUGGGACGCAUAUAGUGUGAUUUCUUCUCCUAACGGAAUGUUGUCCACAGGUAAUUAUACACACAGUCAGUGGUCCUCUGUGACAUCAUUGAAGAGUUACUCUAUCGGAGACACAUCCAGCAUAUACGAGGAUGACUGUAGCUAUAUUGACUCGGAGUCAGACAGUGACGGCAUCACCUUCGGGAACCCAGUCAGCAAAACUAAUUCCGAUUCUGAUCUUGUGAUGAAAUCCGGCACUGCAGACGAGAGAAGGGUCAAGGACAUUGCUAAAUUUAGAACAAGGUCAUCUGACAGCAGACUGUACAGAAAAUCACCAAAUCUGUUAAUGCGUGGUCCGAACUUGGUAAAAGAAACAUUUAAAGCGGAAUCGUUGGAUAGCAUUGUUGAUGAGGUUUUUAUAAAAGAAGACGACAGUGAAUCCGCAAAGAAUGCUACAAUCUUACCUAAACAUAAAAUGUUUUAUAAAGGCGAGAAUGGAACAAUGAUUGUUCCAAAAAUUUGUAUCGACGGGGAAGAAAUGUAUACUACUUUUGAUGAGAUAGACUCGAGAGACAGUGAAAAUGUGCAAAGUAAUAUCCCUGAAAUACACCAAGAUAAAAUUGUUGCCAUAGAAAUUGCGAAAGAAAUGGCUAGAUUAGAUAAACUAGAAGCCGAAAGACAAAAAAGUAUAUCACAACAGCGAAAUGAAACUGGCAGUCCACAUGAAACUGAUACAUGUGCUAGUUUUAUAUUGUCGGAACAGUCAAAUAAUGAAAAUAUUAAACGUGACAAGAACUCACCAGAUUUAAGCCGUAAACUUACAAAAACAAGUACUGGUGCUGUACAGGAAUUGAAAGACAUUCAGUCAAAUGGUGCUAAGUUAAAAUAUUCGACUAGUCUUAAACAAAAGGGAACCACUUCACCAAGGACAGGCUCACCGAAAAGUGAGCGAAGUAUAAUUCCAGGUAUAGGUGGCAGCAUGUCUUACGAACAGUUAAAAUCAAGCGUGCCAGAUAUACGUGUAUCUUUCCAUACAGACGAGUGUGAAGUGAUCUACAUCAAUGAAAAAGAUGAGGUCACCAAGUUAUGAUACUUAACAAAACUAUGUGUUAACAUUAUCUGUACAGCCAAAUAGAUAAAACAGAAAAUAAUGUGAUAUUGCUCAUCUAUUAUAUAGCAUAUUUAAGAUGAAAUUCACAUUGUUAGUAGAUUUGGUAAUGUGUAAGAUCGAAAUAGCCACAAGUGAGAAUUUUAUCUUACAUGUAAAACAAACAUUUUCUUUUCUACAGUAUUUUAUUUCAUGUGUUUUAAAUGGUUUUAACCAAAUUUUACCACUACAUAUUCAAUUUUUUAUAACUGAAAAACGUAUGAAAAUAGUUAAAAAGAUGUAUGUUUGAAAAACUUUUAUGGAAUCUUCAAAGAUUUAUUUUAUUAGACCAAAAGAAAGAACAAUGCAGUUUAGACCUUUUUUAUUCAGGCACAGCAGUUUGUUUUUGUUCUGGCUGACCAAAAGCUCCUUUUGCACACAAGAAAACAAGACAAAAAACAUGAAUUUUAACAAGACUUUUGACAUCAGAAUUAUUACGUCAUAGCAUCAAACAGCAUAGUAGCAUGCUGGAAAAGAAACAAACAGAAAACAGGCAAAUAUUUGGUGAAUGUUGUUAAGGAUGUACACAAUAAUCCUUGGUAACAUAUUAGAAUUGAAAAAAUAUAUCUCAAACAGUGGUUUGCUAUUGAAUAAAAUCGUAGUUUCUCAUUUAAUUCAUAAAUUCUAUGAAAAUAAAAUGUUCCACAUUAAUGAUUUGACAGUAAAUUUUGUAUUACCUGUAUGUAAAUAUCAGUUAUGCGUCAGUACAGUUUUCUGUUGGCAUAUAUUAUGUAAGAAUUAGUUUUGUAAUUUUGUGAUUAACUCCUUUAAAAGGUACGAGAAAAUGUAAAGACUUUGCCAUAAAAUACGUGCCAUUAGAAUUCAUAGAAUCAGAGAAACAGUAUUAAGUAAUUUUAAGGUGACAAUAAAAAUUAUUGUCUUUGUAAUUGAGGUGGACCGUGGAGAGAUUUGUCUUUUACAGUAAAUGUACAGUUUGUUUUCCAUGGUACAAUAUUUAAUGUACACUACAGUAUCCUCUAGUUCUCAUUGAAACCUCUGUUUAAGACCAUAUAUGAUCGGGGACCAACUGACUCUAAAGAACGUUAAUUUCAUUUCAGAUUUAUACAUGAAUGUAGUGAUAUCCUGUUGGUUAAUUUUUUUUAACUAUUUGUUAAUGUUUUUUACAAGAAAAAUCUUGAAACGGAGGGCUCAUAUUAUUCUGCAACUUAAGACUAAAUAAUUGUAAAUAUUUCAUUUGCCAUAAUUUUGUUUAUUAGGCAAAAUUAAUAAUUGAGCCGUGCCAUGAGAAAACCAACAUAGUGGGUAUGCGACCAGCAUGGAUCCAGAUCAGCCUGCGCAUCUGCGCAGUCUGGUCAGGAUCCAUGCUGUUCGCUAACAGUUUCUCCAAUUCCAAUAGGCUUUAAAAGCGAACAGCAUGGAGCCUGACCAGACUGCGCGGAUGCGCAGGCUGGUCUGGAUCCAUGCUGGUCGCAAACCCACUAUGUUGGUUGUUUCAUGGCACGGCUCAUAUAAACUGAAUCAGAUGAACUUUCUGUUUUAAAAAGGUGUACAAUCAUAGCUUCAGUCUCAACACUCUGGCAGACUAAACACUACAUUAAACACACAUGCAGACCGUACACUCAUGCAGACUAAACACAAGUUUGUGCACAUUAAAACACUUGCAAUUUAAACACUUGUGCACAUAAAACACUCAUGCAGACUAAACACUUGUGCACAUUAAACACUCGCAAAUCUAAACACUUGUGCACAUUAAACACUCAUGCAGACUUAAUACUUGUGCACAUUAAACACUCAUGCAGACUAAACACUUGUGCACUUUAAACACUCAUGCAGACUUAAUACUUGUGCACAUUAAACAGUUGUGCAGAUUAAACACUUAUGCACAUUAAACACUCAUGAAGACCAAACACUCAUGCAUACUAAAGACUUGUUCACAUUAAACACUUGUAGACUAAGCACUCAUACAGUGUAAACACUCAUGAAAAAUUAUCACUUGUAGAGAAUAAACACACAUGCAAAAUAAACACUAAACACUAGUGCAGAUUUAACAGUCAUGUAGACUUAACACUAAAAUGCAAAGUUUUAUCAUAAUCUAUACUACACAGGUACUUUAAGAUUGGCGUAGCUUAAAGAAAUUUUAACCAUUCUGAAGGCUAAAGUCCAAAUAUCAGAAUUCAUGUGUUGAUGAAUAUGAGCCCAUUUUGUCAGUUACACAACGAAUCUUUUUAGUACUUUCAAGGAAAAAGGUUUUAAAAAAAAAGAUUUGUUUGGCUCUAUUUUUUUCAUAAAAAUCCUCUUGUCAUAACACAGUAAAACCAAGUUGCUAAAAUGUCAUGGGGAUAAGCAAAAUUCCUGAGUUGUCAGGAGUUCCUAACAGAGAAAAUAGUGGAAAAAAACGGCAAGGGACCACACAAUUUGCUCAAAGCAGCUCGGAUACUGGGGUCAUUGAUGCUCAAGUGAACAAUGUUUCAUUGAACGUAGGAAUGUUUUUCUGUGUUAAUCACACAGUAAAGAAAUAGGAUUUUAGCUGCUGUUUACAUUAUAAUCAGUAUCAGUUUAAAAUGUUAAAAGCAUUUGCCCUAUUGUUUUGUAUUGAAAAUUAUGACAUUUAUAUUGUAUGAACAAAUAGGAAAGGGGCCAAUUUUAGUUAUGACUAAGCUGCUUAUUGAUAAGGGACCGCUGUUUUGAUGAUGUCUGCAUAUAGUCAGGGAGAACGUUCUUUAGAUGAUGUUGCAGUUGUUCUGUCUGGUGAACAGAAUGGCUGGGAAGCUGAUUUUAAUGUUAAAUGCAACAAAAUGUGUGCAACAUAUACUAAUAUAACCUUUUUAGCUCACCUGAGCAAAAAGUGCUCACGGUGAGCUUUUGUGAUUACCCUGUGUUUGUCGUCUGUCGGUGGCGGUGGCAACAAUUUGACUAUUAACACUCUAGAGGUCACAAUUUUGGCCCAAUCUUAAUGAAACUUAGUCAGAAAGGUACCGUCAAUAAAGUCUUGUUUUUACGAGUUUGAUAUUGGGUCAAAUUUGAAUCUUGGUUAGGUGGGGUCAAAAACUAGGUCACCAGGUCAAAUCAGAUAAAAAGCUUGUACCGGUAAGCAAUCUAGAGGCCACAUUUAUGACCAUAUCUUAAUAAAACUCAGUCUGAAUGUUAAUCUUGAUGAUCUUUAGGUCAAUAGGUCAGGUGAGCGAUAAAGAGCCUUCAUGGCCCUCUUGUUUAUAAAGGAAAGGAAAAAUAACCUUAAUAUAAAAAUUAAUUAAUAGUUUUGGAGUUCAUGCAAAAUAAAGAACAUAAUAAGAUCAGCAAAAGAAACAUGAAUUGCUAGCGUGAUUCAUGGAUUUCCAGUUCCUAUUCUAUUGUUCAUUUCACAUGAACUCCGGAGAAAAAAGAUUUCAUUUCUUAAUUAUAUUGAUUAACCAUGUUUUAUCAAAUUUACUGUCCUUUUUUAUCGUCAUAGGUUUUGAUGAGCAUUUUGAAUAAUGCCUGUUUAUAGGCUAAAUUGUAUUUGUAGUAAUCGAUAAUGUAAUUAUUAUUGAAAAUGCUGGCCAUUUUCAGUGAAAAUAAUGGUUCACAAGUUGUUGAAAGAAUUAUUCCAGAUUCUAGUUAUAUAUGUGAUUUUUGUAAAUAUAUGAUUGUACUAGUUUGUUACCAUUCCAAGGCAUGUUUAAAUGACUUGAUUUUUUACAUCAUAUAUUUCACACUCAAUGCUCUAUCAACCAUCCAUGUAGUUUUAAAAGUUUAUCUAAUUUCAUUUUAUAAAGUAUAUCACUUGUUAGUAUACUAUUUUAGUAUAUCUAUCAAAUAAGUUUUUAAAGAAAAAUGUGUAUAUUGUUGUUUUUUUUUACUGUAAUUAAGACUGCUUCAGAAAAUUAUUGUGUGGGCACUUCUUUAGACUUUUUUUUUGUUAUUUAAACAAACUUUGAUAUCUGAAAUGAAAUUUGUCAAGAUGUUCCUUAAAACAGGUUUCUUGACAAUUUAUUGUUUUCCGUUACUUGUUGCCGUUUUAUUAAAUUUUGUUAAAGCCUGUGAUAAAAUCACUUAAAAUACUCAUUUCUCAUAUUUCAUAGCAAGGACUGAUUUUUCUUAUGAAAAAUUUUCUGAUUACAAGAAAGAUUUAUUGUACCUUAAUUCUGUUUUUCACUUGCAAAAAAAAAAAUGGAUAAAUUGUGCAUGGAAUAUUUUAUGUUUUAGUUUUAUGUCUUCCCUUACAGAAGAAAAAGGCCUGCUGUGUACUCUUGCUGUGUACAUACAGCAUAUAUGAUGCGUACAUGAUGUGUACUGAAAUCAAGGGCUUUAAACAGUACGCAGGAUAUACACCGCACAUACACCGAUAGUACGUUUGUAGUACACUUUUGACAUGCAAAUGAGCUCUGCCGCGUACUACUUGCUGCGUACAUGCUGUGGACUACAUAGUACACAGGAUGUACGCUGGAGGAAUUUAGUAUGCGGGAAAUAGUACGCAGCAUGUACGCGGCACAUACACUUUUCACAUGCAAAUGAGCCUGCGGUGUACUACCCCUGCGGUGUACAUGCUGUGUACUCCCGGCCCGAGUCCUGCAGCAUACAUGCUGUGUACUCCUGCUGCAUACAUGCUGUGUACUCUUGUGGCGAAACUGCUGUGAUAAUCAUAAUGUAAAUUCCUUACCCCACCAACUUUCGUAUGCAAAUGCUGAUCAUUUAGACAGAAAAAAACAGAAAAAAGAUAAGUGACAUGCAUCAAUAAAUAUUUACCCUUACCAAAAUAAUGUAGAUUGAUGUUAUCAAAUAAAUUAGUAUGCUUUUCUUCAUCCACUUUUCAAUGAAAUAAAUCAUUUUUAGCUCAUCUGAUUUUUUGAAAAAAAAUGAUGAGUUAUUGUCAUCACUUGAGCGGUUGUCGGCGUCGGCGUCUGCGUCGGCGUUGCCUGGUUAAGUUUUAUGUUUAGGUCAGCUUUUCUCCUAAACUAUCAAAGCUAUUGCUUUGAAACUUGGAAUACUUGUUCACCAUCAUAAGCUGACCCUGUACAGCAAGAAACAUAACUCCAUCUUGCUUUUUGCAAGAUUUAUUGCCCCUUUUGGACUUAGAAAAUCAGUUUUCUUGGUUAAGUUUUAUGUUUAGGUCAGCUUUUAUCCUAAACUAUCAAAGCUAUUGCUUUAAAACUUGCAGCACUUGUUCACCAUCAUAAGUUGACCCUGUACAGCAAGAAACAUAACUCCAUCCUGCUUUUUGCAAGAUUUAUGGCCCCUUUUGGACUUAGAAAAUAUCAGAUUUCUUGGUUAAGUUUUAUGUUUAGGUCAACUUUUUCUCUUAAACUAUCAAAGCUAUUGCUUUGAAACUUGCAACACUUGUUCACCAUCAUAAGCUGACCCUGUACAGCAAGCAGCGUAACUCCAUCCUGAUUUUUGCAAUAAUUAUUGCCCCUUUUGGACUUAGAAAAUCAUUUUCUUGGUUGAGUAUUAUGUUUAAGUCAACUUUUCUCAUAAACUAUCAAAGCUAUUGCUUUAAAACUUUCAACAGUUUUUCACCAUCAUAAGUGGACACUGUACAUCAAAAAACAUACUCUAUCCUGCUUUUUGCAAGAAUGAUGGCCCUUUUUAGACUUAGAAAAUCACGGGUAGGACAAUAUUUCUAUCACACAAAAAAAAUCAGAUGAGCGUCAGCACCCGCAAGGCGGUGCUCUUGUUUGUAGCAUGUAAUUUGGUAAACAUUUGAAGAAAAUGGCGUAACUGCAUCAAGGGGAAACAACUUUAAUGCAACUAAAUAUAAGUGUUAUGAUUUAUUAUAGACGAUGUGUGCGUAGUAUGUAUUUAUUUUGAUUAAAAUCCAUCUGAGAACAAUCUAGGACUGGAAUUGUAUAAGCAUUUAUACGCUUUUACGUCUGUAAAAAGUAGCGCACCAAAAAAUGUUGCACUGAUUUUUUCCAAUGGGGCGAGCGCAAUUAGCCAAAAAUGUUCUGAAAAUAUACGAGUGGCAAAUCCGAUGAACAACUUUUUAAUUUGGUGAGGCCUUAAUGAGUUAACAUAAUGAACAUUAAAGCCUUUAUAAAACAUGAUAGAAUGGUGUUUUGCUUAAGAGUAUUCAAAUAACAGUGAGAGCUAUUUUAAAAUUCGGGCGCUGUUGAGGCAUUAUCUUGGAUAUUAUUUCAUGUAUUACAAAAUGUAAUGCAAUGAAGUUCAAAUAAGGCUUUUCAAUUAUCCAGGUUAGAAAGCUCUGGGAUCAAUUCAAAAUGAAAAAGAAUAUAUUUUUACACUGCAUGCAAGGUGCAGCUCAGAAAUCACUAAGAUGUAAGCUUCACAAAUGAACAUUGCAAAUAGUUUGGCAAAUUUUCAUUGUUCAGAAUACCGGUAAUCUGAACUAUUCUAUGCUAUUAAGAUAAAAGUUACUCGAAAUCAAGUUCUUGCUUCCAAAAAAAAAAAAAAAAAAUGUACAAAUCCUUCCUGCAUGAAGUGUACUUCAGACUUUUACCUAAAAAAAUUCAAAGUAUAAACACCAAAAGAAAAUGAACAAGUCCCUCCCGCAUAUAUGAAGUUUACUUCAGACUUUAACUUAUACAAAAAAAAAUAAGUAUAAAUGCCAAAAGAAAUUGUACAAGUCUUUCCCGCGUAUAUGAAGUGUACUGCACAAAUUUCAAAGUAUCUGCGGUGUACAUGCAGUGUACUAUUUUCUUGUACAAGUCCCUCCUGCGUACAUGCAGUGUACUCCUUAAAUUUUCAGAGUCUGUGCUGCGUACUUGAAGUGUACUAGUGACCUCCUGCGUACAUGCUGUGUACUCGUCGAAAUAGUACGCGGCAUGUACGCGGCAUGCGGUGUAUGUAAAAUGUACUCCUCUGGCGUACUACUGUGUUCGCGGCAUAUACACAGCAAAUACACAGCAUGUACGCCACAGAGGCUUGCUUCUGUAAGGGUUUAGUUUCAAUACUGGUACAUCUGGUAUAAAAUUUUCAAAUGAGCCGCACCAUGAGAAAACCAACAGUGUGUUUGCGACCAGCAUGGAUCCAGACCAGCCUGCUCAUCUGCAGUCUGGUCAGGAUCCAUGCUGUUUGCUUUUAAAGCCAAUUGCAAUUAGAGAAACCGUUAAUGAACAGCAUGAAUCCUGACCAGACUGCGCAGAUGUGAAGGCUGGUCUGGAUCCAUGCUGGUCACAAAUGCACUAUGUGUGUUUUCUCAUGGUGUGGCUCAAAUGUUUUUCCCUUCAUCAUAAUAAAGUUGAAACGCGAUAUCUCGAACUCACUUACCUCUAAAUUCAGGAUAUCUCUAAGAUAGACUGGCUCCCAGACUAUGAUAUAUCUUUUUACAUUUUUACGACUGAAUGUAGUGAACUGAGCCAGUCUAUAUCCUAUGUCCAGUAUCAUAAUCUUAACAUUGUUACUCUGUAACUGUAUUUUAAGUUUGAAGAUUUUCCCUGACUAAUAUUCAGAGUGAAAGAAGAAUGGUUUUUGCAAGGACCAUAUUUAUUUGAUAAUGAAGGUGAUACUUUUCCCAUUGAAAUGGAAGUUCAAGCUAUAUAAUUAUAUGUGGUUAUGAAAUUAUGAAGAUUCUCCCCAACUGAAUUUACUUGGUAAUAAAGUUCGACACUUUU
Molecule: messenger RNA, 9415 nt
Organism: Mercenaria mercenaria
Lineage: Eukaryota; Metazoa; Mollusca; Bivalvia; Venerida; Veneridae
Exons: 8
Coding region: 177-1847 (556 amino acids)
Molecular function (GO): protein binding
Source: RefSeq, a predicted model, not a curated record